AUGGCCGGACGGGACCACCGGGCCACGAGGAGCCGACUGGUCUCCGCUGGAAUCGCCUGUUGGCUGCUGAUUGUCAUAGGAAUUUCAGCUCCAACAGCAGCCGCUGGACCUCACGCUUUCCAAGUCGUGCGAACUACAAACCAGCAGUAUAAAGGGGUGGACUUCUUCGCCAUCCAUGCGCGGCUGCCCGCUGACGGUUGGUCGGCCUCAGAGAACUGGUGCCGGGACUACCAGAACCUUUGUGAAAGGUGCGUGACUGAAUACAACUCCGACCCCUACAUCAACGACGUUCUUGGCUGCAACCCGGCAGGAGGUGUUGGGGAGAUUGCGAAGCUGGCUUUCUCAGCCCCAAACUCUUGGAGUCGGAGUUUCGGCUUUAAUAGCUGUGCCGACUCUGAUAGAUACUGCCGACAAAACAUAUCGAACAGUAUCUACAGUCUCUACUCCACAAGUCGCGCCUGGCCUGGGGAGGAAGACCAGACUGUGUACACCGUGUGUAAAGGCUCAACGCCUCACAGUAAUGGCGGCUGCCAGCAUUUCUGGGACGGUCAGAGCACGUGUAUCUGUCAACCCGGCUUCGUGUUGCAGGCAGAUGGUCGAAGUUGUGAAGCUGGACCCACCGCCUUUGAAGUCCUGAGGACUCAGAACCAUGAGUAUAAAAGAAUCAACUUUCUCGCCAUCGAGGCGCGACUACCGGCUGACGGCCUGUCUAAGUACAUCACCUGGUGCACGGACUACAUGUACCUGUGCGCAGAGUACGGACUCAGACCCACGGGCUGUGGGGAGGACCAUGCACUCGAGACAGGGCAAUAUUUCUACGAUAGAUAUGCGCGGUGCUUGGCUGAGUAUAACUCCGACCCCUACAUCGACAACUCGCUCGGCUGUAACCCGUACGGCCACAUCGCUAGUCUGGCGAGCUCGGCUUUCUCUGUCUCGGUCACACGUACCAGCAGUUUCGGCUUCUCUAGCUGCCAUUUUAACCACUGCAACCGUGAGAUAUACGAUAGUAGGAGCAGUACUGUACCCCCAGACUUUACCUUCGACGGAAGCGGCAGCACGAUCGUUUACACCGUGUGCAGAGGCAGAGAUGAGAUCCACACUUUCGAGGUCCUCCGCACUGCAAACCAGCAGUAUCAAGGAGUCGACUUCUUCGUCAUCGAGGCUCGGAUACCAGACGACGGCCUGUCCGCCUCUGAAAGCUGGUGCAGGGACUACCAAAACCUGUGCGCAGAGUUCGGGCUCAACGCGACCGGCUGUGGGGAGGACUACGCAGUGGAGGGGGGCUGGGGUACCACACCUGAACACAUCCGGUGCGCCGAUGAGUACAGCUCCGACCCCUACAUCAACAACGUGCUCGGGUGCCCUCCGGCCGCUGGGGUAGAGGCGGUGGUGAGGCAGGCUUUUGAACCUUUGUACACUGGUGCGAGGUUCUUCGGCUUUGAUGCCUGCUCCGUCCCCUCCUGCCAACGUACGCUAUACGAUAGCUCUGCUCUGUCCAACACAACAGCGAUUCACGCGGGCACAAGUUCAGCUGAGAGGAUUGUGUAUACCGUGUGUACCGGUAUAGUAGACAUAGACGCCUGUGAUAAUAAUCUAUGCCACGCCCAGGCCACCUGUACGGAUAACCCUGCCCCUGCUCUAGAUGCGACUUGUACCUGCAACACAGGGUUUACUGGAGACGGACUCGCUAAUGGAACUGGAUGUUUAGACACAGAUGCUUGCUCGGCUAACCCUUGCCACGCCCAGGCCAGCUGUACGGAUAACCCUGCCCCUGCUGUAGAUGCGACUUGUACCUGCAACACUGGGUAUACAGGAGAUGGACUUGCUAGUGGAACUGGAUGUUUAGAUAUAGACGCCUGUAAUAAUAAUCCAUGCCACGCCCAGGCCAUCUGUACGGAUAGCCCCGCCCCUGCUCUAGAUGCGACUUAUGCCUGUGAUACUAAUCCAUGCCAUGCCAAGGCCAGCUGUACAGAUAAUCCUCCUCCUGCCCUUAAUGCGACCUGUACCUGCAAUACUGGGUAUACAGGAGAUGGACUAGUCAAUGGAACUGGGUGUUUAGACAUAAACGUCUGCUCGGCUAAUCCAUGUCACGCCCAGGCCACCUGUACGGACAAUCACCCUCCUGCCCUUAAUGCGACCUGUACCUGCAACACUGGGUUUACUGGAGACGGACUCGUUAAUGGAACUGGAUGUACAGACACAGAUGCCUGCUCGGCUAACCCUUGCCACGCCCAGGCCACCUGUACAGAUAACCCUGCCCCUGCCCUUAAUGCGACUUGUACCUGCAACACCGGAUAUGCAGGGGAUGGAGUCGCUAGAUGUUCAGAUAUAGACGCCUGUGAUAAUAAUCCGUGUGACGCCCAGGCCAGCUGUACGGAUAACCCUGCCCCUGCUCUAGAUGCGACUUGUACCUGCAACACUGGAUAUGCAGGAGAUGGACUGGUCAAUGGAACUGGGUGUUUAGACAUAGACGCCUGUGAUAAUAACCCUUGCCACGCCCAGGCCACCUGUUCGGAUAACCCUGCCCCUGCUCUAGAUGCGACUUGUACCUGCAGCACUGGAUAUACAGGAGAUGGACUCGCUAGUGGAACUGGGUGUUUAGAUAUAGAUGCCUGUGAUGAUAAUCCGUGUGACGCCCAGGCCACCUGUACGGAUAACCCUGCCCCUGCUCUAGAUGCGACUUGCACCUGCAGCACUGGAUAUACAGGAGAUGGACUCGCUAGUGGAACUGGGUGUUUAGAUAUUGAUGCCUGUGAUAAUAAUCCGUGUGACGCCCAGGCCACCUGUACGGAUAACCCUGCCCCUGCUCUAGAUGCGACUUGUACCUGCAGUCCAUGGUUCACGGGAGAUGGACUUGUCAAUGGAACUGGGUGUUCGGUAACAACUGCGCCCCCUAGCCUGGUGUACCAGGUAUUGCAGGGUGUUCAUGAGAGCCUGGAGCUAUUCAACACAAAUGACAGCGCCACCAUGGCGGACUGGGAAAGGUGGAGAACAGGAGAGGCCGUUCCAGAGGAUUAUAAGAGGGAAACCCGGCCGCAAACGAGAGAUGGCAACAUCGAAGUGAUUUACACUGUGGCUGUUCUUGGAGUCGGUCCGCUUUCUGAAGCAAACUCGAAUAUGACUGUGGCAAUUGAAUACUCCAUGGCUUGGGUUGAUGAUCGACUCGCAGAGCUGACAGAUCACGUGACCCCGGUCUCCAGUGCCCUCCUGUGGGUGCCUCCACUCGCCUUCGGAUCUACCGUAAGGAGGGCGGCGCACAUCGAUGGUGACGGGAAAGGCAACAACAACAAAAUAAAUAUGUGGCUGCAGCGACAAGGAGUCACGUUCUAUAAACUCACGAGAAAGCUAGAGCUGAUUUGUCCAACAGAUCUAGAAAAAUACCCCUUUGAUGACUACAAAUGCAGCAUUGUGCUCAAUGGAUACGGCGGAGUUGUCUUCCCCUUCCGCCAGCCAUCGGAGUCUUACGAAGCGCAGCCCAUCGAGGUGGACAUGACCGAAGUGACGUCACAGUUCGAAAUGACAGGACUGAAGCUGGUCUCAAGAGUUACUCCACUCAAUCAGCACACAGAAACAGGAUGUGUGAUGUUCGAAGCCAGCUGUACCUUCCCUGCAAACGACUGUCCGCUGAUGAAAGGCUGUGCUGACGAAAGUGACGAAUGUUACGGGUGUAAACACUUCGUGGGAACAUGCAGCUACGUCAGCGCUACUGACCAAUGUGCCAACACCUCGUCGGGACUGUCCACCCUUGAGGUCCAGUUGAGCUUCUCGCGUCGGAGAUGGAGUCACGUGUUCCGGACCUUCGUUCCUAGUGUUGUCAUCGUGGGCUGUUCCUGGAUCUCCUUCUGGCUCCAUCCGAGUGACGUCACGGCCAGAGUUCAGCUGUGUGUCACGGUCAUACUUGCCCUCAUCGCGAUGGCCGGCAAUCGUAUGAAGCACGGGAUUACCGCUGUCAGGGCGGAAGAUGUGUGGAUGUGUGGAGGUAUCAUCACCGUGGCACUAGCUCUGUUGGAGACAGUUGCCGUCAACUCAGCACUCCGCGGAAAUGUGUUCAUGCUCUCCGUCUUUAAGCGCCAUACAACCCGAGUUGAGCCGAUCCCGGGACCUUCGGCUUGGGCGGACGAUGAAGGGAAUGAAGAAGCAACCUCUCACGAAGCUGUCGCCAACAGGAUUGAUUUCUUCUCCAGAAUACUCGUUCCUAUUAGUUUUACUGCCUUUGUAGCCGGAUUCCUUCUGUACUAUUUGGUGUGA
Molecule: messenger RNA, 4248 nt
Organism: Branchiostoma floridae (Florida lancelet)
Lineage: Eukaryota; Metazoa; Chordata; Leptocardii; Amphioxiformes; Branchiostomatidae
Exons: 28
Coding region: 1-4248 (1415 amino acids)
Biological process (GO): Notch signaling pathway; monoatomic ion transmembrane transport
Cellular component (GO): membrane
Molecular function (GO): extracellular ligand-gated monoatomic ion channel activity; calcium ion binding; Notch binding
Source: RefSeq, a predicted model, not a curated record